Anguilla rostrata (American eel) is the source of this 2498-nucleotide messenger RNA. RefSeq names its product olfactory receptor 51L1-like. The coding region runs from base 742 to 1671 and encodes 309 amino acids. The record is from RefSeq and is a predicted model, not a curated record. Gene Ontology annotation, molecular function: olfactory receptor activity; G protein-coupled receptor activity; odorant binding. Gene Ontology annotation, biological process: G protein-coupled receptor signaling pathway; detection of chemical stimulus involved in sensory perception of smell. Gene Ontology annotation, cellular component: membrane. The transcript has 2 exons. NCBI's taxonomy places the organism in Eukaryota, Metazoa, Chordata, Actinopteri, Anguilliformes, Anguillidae.
AGUCUCCUGUCUGUCAUAGAGAGACAGAACUACCUGAUUAUUUUUUCAUCAGAACAAUUCAUCAUGCUGAUCUGAAUGUCUGCUGCCCUCGAACUGGGGUUAGCUGUGAAAGAGCCCAGGAGAGCCAGUGUUCUAAAGACAGGAUGGUUUCCCGGACACUGUGGUAUGUAAAGUUACAGCUUGGUGACACAAAACGCCUCCUAGGUAUAAAUCCUAACAGUCAGAGUUCCGUGGCAUGUACAAGUCUUAAAACUUCUGCGUGAGGCAACUCCUACUACCUUCGUCAGAGUGCAGCCAUAGGUGCCAGCAAGUCUCAAGACCAUCCGGAAAUUACCACAGGUGGACCCAAGUCUCCAGACCGGUGACUUUCAGACCAGUAUUACGUCCCAUGACCUGAGAUUGUCAUGUACUGGGGCUAAGUCCCAAGACCACUGACACUAAUCCCAAAGCACGUACCAGUGCAGGACCUGAUGUCGGGUGCGUGGGGCAUGCAGCUUAGCGCCAGGGCAUAUCUGCUAAAUUGGGGUGAAAUGCUAAAUUGGGGUGAAAUAUGUGUGCAUGAGUAAAGAAGCCAAACACACACACACAUGCAUGCACAUGCACACACAAACACACACAAACACACACACACACACACACAAUAAUGUUUUGUAACUUUGAUUUUAUUCGGAUAUGCUCUCCAAAAAUGUAUAAGCUACAUGGCUUUCUCCCACAGAACAAUGUGAUUGAGCACUGAAGACCAUGGAGAACUCAUCUGAGGUCACUUUCUUCAUUUUGGCAGCCUAUGGGGAUCUCGGAAAAAGGAAAUAUUUUUAUUUCUGCGUUGUGCUCCUUCUGAAUCUCAUAAUUAUUUUGACAAACAUUACUAUUAUUUCAUUGAUAUUUGUGGAUAGGAGCCUACAUGAACCCAUGUAUGUGUUUCUGUGUAAUUUGUUUUUGAAUGAAUUGUAUGGAAGCACUGCCUUGUUUCCUGUUCUAUCAUUACAUAUAUUAGCAGACACUCAUGAAAUUUCCAGAACUUUUUGUGUUUUGCAGAUUUUUUGCUUGCAUACAUAUGGAUCUAUAGAAUUCUGUAAUUUAGCUGUUAUGGCUUAUGACAGGUAUCUGUCCAUCUGUCAUCCACUACAUUACAGCAGUAGGAUGACUUCUUGCAAAGUAUCCUCAUUAGUUGUGUUCAUCUGGCUGUUUUCAUUCAUCAACUUUACAGUUAUUCUGUCUUUGCAAUUACGUUUACCAUUGUGUGGGAAUAUCAUAGAUAAUAUUUUUUGUGGUAACUAUUUUUUGGUCCAACUUUCCUGCGUGGACACAUUGCUAAACAAUAUUUAUGGACUUUUUGCUUCAGUUUUGACGGUUACUGUCCCUUUGAUCCCCAUUUUGUAUUCCUAUGCAAACAUUCUGAGAAUCUGUCGUAAAUCACCCAGAGAAGCUCAGGUCAAAGCUUUAAACACGUGCGUUCCCCAAGUAUUAUCGAUCCUGUACUUCGCAGUGUCUGGUAUCUUACAAACUGCCCAAAGAAGAUUUGAUAUGAUACAUAAUCCCCAAGCCUCUCAUGUUUUUUCGGUGUGCUUACUAACAUGUCCUCAACUUCUUAAUUCGAUCAUGUAUGGAGUCAGGCUGGCAAGAAUAAGGGAAGCUUUUAAAAACAGGUUCUUUCCUAACAGCGCUGUGUAAUUGUCACUAAGUAUAGGUUUAUAAACCUUGUUUUUAGGCUUUCAAGUCAUUUGUUUUUUUUGUGACAAAGCAGGCACAUUUUGCAACGUUUGAUGAUGCAAGAACUCUGUUUUUCGAAAAAGUAACAAAGCAAAUGUGGAGAUAUGUGUUCUUACUUGUGUCAUAACGUUUUUGUGGGCUGAAAUACCAGCACAUUAGAAGCACACAAUAGGGAUUUCAAAACGGUUCAGAUGUAUCAAUUCAUUCUUGAAGCGCAUUCGAAUUGUUGCCAAAGUCUAUACAGUGCUCUUGAUAAAGAUGAACAAGAGAGACUACAGUGUUGAAAAUGACAAAUGGAAAUACUCAGCUAUAUUUCAGUCCUCAAACAUUGGAAAUAUUCUACUUUAAUUAUGGUUCAAUGGAAUCAAACAAAAUAAUGCUGUUCUCAAAUUAUGCAUUUAUUUAACAAAACAAGCACCUGAAAACAGGGGUCUGAAUAUGUUGUUGAAGAUACUAUCCAUUUCUCUGUACAGAAUCUUUCAAGUUGUUUCAGGUCUACACUUGUGGACUGCCCUCUUUAAUUUUUUAAUUUUCGACUGGGUUCAAGUCCGGUGUCUAGCUUAGCUGGCCACUGAGUGCAGUUUCCGAGUUACCUUGUUACAUCCCACUUGUGUUUUAUUGUGCACACCUCUUCUCUACACACACACACACACACACACACAUAUAUAUAUAUAUAUAUUACAGUACUGUGCAAAAGUCUUAGAUUUUUAAAUAUAAUAUAUAGUAUAUAUUUUGUCUUAGAUGUUUAUUUUUUGUUUUCUGCAUUAGUGUGUCAGUAGAAAAGAGCA